GAUAUGGCUUCGAUUGCACCACUUACUUCCAAGACACGGCAGAGCGACUGGCGUCAGAAGGGUAUGGCGUGUAUGGGAUCGACUUCGAAGGGCAUGGCAGAUCUGACGGGCUCAGCGUGUUCAUUCCUGACUUCAACACCCUAGUCAACGACAGCAUUGCAUACUUUGCUCCGAUACGGGAGCGACCGGAGCACAAGAGCAUACCCAAGUUCUUGUGUGGGGAAUCAAUGGGCGGGGCAGUGGCGAUUUGCAUCCACCGCAAGCAGCCCGACCAAUGGGACGGCGCCAUUUUCAUGGCUCCCAUGUGCAAGAUCUCAGCCAAGGUACAGCCACCAGCGAUCCUGGUGCGGCUAUUGAAGGGCCUGGCAUAUGUGAUACCCACGUGGCAGAUAGUGCCCUCAGCUGACAUCGUCACCUCCGCCAUUCGCUGCCCAGAGAAGCUGAAGAAGAUAGCAGCCAGCCCAUACACCUACCGCGCUCGCCCGCGCAUGCGAACAGCCCUCACCAUGCUGCACGCCAGCCAAGACGCAGAGGCCUCCCUCCCGUCCAUCUCCCUGCCCUUCCUGCUGCUCCACGGGGACGCCGACACUGUCACUGAGCUGGACGGUAGCCAGGCGUUUUAUGAAAAGGCAAGGAGUGAGGACAAGACGUUGAAGGUGUAUGAGGGUGCAUGGCACCUGCUGACUGAAGGGGAGCCUGAGGAGACUGUGGAGAAGGUGCUGCGGGAUAUGAUUGGCUGGCUGGACGAGAGAAGUCAACGAAGGUCAAGCGAGUAA
Messenger RNA from Closterium sp. NIES-65, 776 nucleotides. The record is from the annotation of a GenBank genome assembly. Lineage: Eukaryota; Viridiplantae; Streptophyta; Zygnematophyceae; Desmidiales; Closteriaceae.